Messenger RNA from Malurus melanocephalus (red-backed fairy wren), 4656 nucleotides. RefSeq names its product tubulin tyrosine ligase like 11 (gene TTLL11). Gene Ontology annotation, biological process: microtubule cytoskeleton organization; protein polyglutamylation. NCBI's taxonomy places the organism in Eukaryota, Metazoa, Chordata, Aves, Passeriformes, Maluridae. The transcript has 10 exons. The coding region runs from base 1 to 1833 and encodes 610 amino acids. Gene Ontology annotation, molecular function: tubulin binding; tubulin-glutamic acid ligase activity. The record is from RefSeq and is a predicted model, not a curated record. Gene Ontology annotation, cellular component: cilium.
AUGGGAACACCCUUUGUGAGAGGGGGCAACCCCGCCUCAGACGCAAAUCUUUCCAUCAUUCGGGCCCCGGGCCGCCGCAGCGGGGAGCGGAGCGCUCAGCGGCCCGGGGUCACGGUGGACAGCUCCAAGGCCAARACCUCUCUGGAGGCCCUGAAAAUCAGCCUGCGGCAGCUCCGCUGGAAGGAGUUUCCAUUUGGCCGCCGCUUGCCGUGUGACAUUUAUUGGCAUGGGGUAUCAUUUCAUGAUAACAACAUCUUCUCAGGGCAGGUCAACAAGUUUCCAGGCAUGAUGGAGACUGUACGGAAAAUUACCCUGAGUCGGGCCAUGAGAACAAUGCAAGAUCUAUUUCCUCUGGAAUAUAACUUCUACCCUCGAUCCUGGAUUCUGCCAGAAGAACUUCCCCUCUUUGUGUCUGAGUUUCGCAGGAUGAAAGACAGCGAUCCGUCCUGGAAGCCCACGUUUAUUGUGAAGCCUGAUGGAGGCUGCCAGGGGGAUGGAAUCUACCUCAUCAAAGACCCCAGUGACAUCAGGCUGACAGGGAGCAUCCAGAGCCGGCCAGCUGUGCUCCAGGAAUACAUUUGCAAACCACUGCUCGUGGACAAACUGAAAUUUGAUAUUCGUCUUUACGUCCUGCUGAAAUCCUUAGAACCCUUAGAGAUUUAUAUAGCCAAAGAUGGACUUUCUAGGUUUUGUACAGAGCCCUAUCAAGAACCCACUCUCAAAAAUUUGCAYCAGGUUUUUAUGCACUUGACCAACUAUUCACUAAAUAUCCAUAGUGGGAAUUUCAUCCAUUCUGACAGUGUCAACACUGGCAGCAAGAGGACUUUUUCAAGCAUUYUGUGCAGACUGUCUUCCAGAGGAGCUGAUGUCAAAAAGCUCUGGUCAGAUAUCAUUUCAUUGGUGAUUAAAACAAUUAUUGCACUGACACCAGAACUGAAAGUUUACUAUCAGUCUGACAUACCAGCAGGAAAGCCUGGGCCMACUUGUUUCCAGAUUUUAGGGUUUGACAUUCUCCUGAUGAAAAACUUGAAGCCCAUGUUACUGGAAGUAAAUGCAAAUCCCAGCAUGAGAAUAGAACACGAGCAAGAGCUUUCUCCUGGAGUAUUUGAGAAUGUCCCAAGCCCUGUUGAUGAAGAAGUGAAAGUUGCUGUCAUCAGAGACACUCUGCGGCUGGUGGACCCUCAGAAAAAGAAGAGGAAAGAUACCCAGUGCCGCAGUCUGGAGCAGGUGCGGGACGCGAGCGAGGAGCUGCCGGACGCGGGGCUGGUGGCGCGCUCGGAGCCGGACGUUCACAGGAGCGCCGAGGCCGCGCUGCCCUCGCUGUGCCUCAAGCAGGUGUUCCCCAAAUACGCCAAGCAGUUCAGCUACCUGCGCCUCGUCGACAGGGUGGCCGCCUUGUUCAUCCGAUUCCUCGGGGUCAAAGGGACCACCAAGCUGGGGCCGACGGGGUUCCGCACCUUCAUCAGAAACUGCAAACUGAGUAACAGCAAUUUUUCAAUGGCUGCUGUAGAUAUCCUAUAUAUUGAUAUCACAAGGAGGUGGAAUAACAUGGGCAUUGACCACAAAGAAUCAGGAAUGUGUCUGCAAGCCUUUGUGGAAGCUUUCUUCUGCCUGGCCCAGAGGAAAUACAAGUCACUGCCACUGCACGAGCAGGUGUCGUCGCUGAUCGAGCUGUGCGAGUGUCGCCUGGCUGCCCUGCGAGGGAAGCGCCUGGUGUGCCCCAGGGAGCCCUGCCAGGCAGAGGGGCUGCACCUGGCACCGGCUGCACCGGCCCUCCUCACCCACACAGACACUGCCAGCAAGUUUGCAGAUUACAGAAAUCAUCGCAAUUAAGGGCACUGCUGUGCAGGGACAGAGCUGGGAGUUGAUCCUCAGGUAGGUCCGUGUACUGCUGGAGGAGAGGCCGGCUCUGGAAUCCCUGCAUUUGGGAGUGGCGACUAUUUACUUCAGCUACAUUUUUUAUUUAUGCUCUUCAAAAAGUCUACUUUUUGAAUUAUUUUCAAAUAAUGACCCUGGCGAUGGGUAUUUCUUCUCUUCUCUGUGGGAUUUACGGUGCACAUCUUGUGACAAACUGUGCAUUCAUCCUGAGUGCGGGGAAGAGAAGGACCAAAACACAGGGGAUGAUAACCAGCAUCAUGGGAUUGGCUGCACUGACUGAGAGGCACACUCGUGUCAAAGGGAUUACAUUGCUUUGUGUGCACAGGAAUGUCACAGAAACCAAGGAAAGAACUGYAGUCACAAAUACCAGACUGGAAAWCUGAAACCUGAAAUGACAUUUGUGGUCAGACUUCAGGCUUUUGCCCUCUUCUUUCCAUGGCUUGGACUGUAUGUGUAGGAAUCGAUACAGAUUUUGGUCAAUGUCUCUGUACUUACUUUUUAAAGUCAGRCUUAAAACAUUGAAAUAAUUUGGCUUCUACUUCUUUGUACAUGUCUUUGCCAUGACAAGUACUGUUAGUUUUUUAAAGAAAAACUAAAACUCUUUAUCCUUUUGCUUCCACAGAACUGAUAAGCUCACACUUAUUCACAGAACAAAAUUUACUUUCUUAAGUCAAAUUUGGUGAAUCAAGUGGUGGUUUUGUCUUCAGGGAUUCAGCACUGCUUCUGCAGAAAGCUGGACAGUGAAAAGGCCUAAGAGGUCACUAAAUUCCAGUGGAACCAAUCUGUCACUGACUUUAGCCUAAACUAACUGUAUUCUAGGUUUGCUUAUUUUUUGUCUUUUGCAUGUUUGUUACCUUUCUGGGACCUGCAGUAACAUCUAGAGCAGAUCUUUUUSUAUCUUUGCACAUAUUUUUCGUUGUUCUCUUAAAUAACAGCAUAACUCUGAAUUAGAUCUAAAGAUAUUGUGUCAAAACUGCUGGGCUGUACCCCUGGAGUUGUACAGAGGAGUCUUAUUUAUCAGGAAAUGAACCGUGACUUCCAYGAUCACACACUUCUUGUGUGGUCUAUGCAGAGCUGGAAGGACAGAAAUWACUUGGAACUUCAGGGCUGUUGAGUGAAAUUCUUUGUGGUCUCCUAUUUGAUUACAGUAAUGAAUGGCUACAUCUGAGCUUGAUUUUCCUCCUUUGUUUUAUCUUYAAUGUUAAUGACUUGGUUUAUGUUUUAGAGUCCUCCACGCUAUCAGAAAUGGCAAAGCUGUAAGAUGGGCAUUGAGCUUUGGGUUGGAGAACAUUCUCUGAGCUCCAUGUCAAAAUGUUGCAGUGGCUGCUGCCCCAGAAUGUGCUGUGUCACUGAGGGGGCACCCACCUGUUUUAUGUCAGGGACUAAAUGCACACAGGGUAUCAGUGAGUUUUCACUUCAGGGAAUGUUUAUAGAGUUUCUUUCCUGGUUCCAGUUUUAAGCAGCAUGUGUUUUUCCCAAGUGGCAAUAGCAGCAUGGCAAUGCAAUGCAGGAGUCAGGCUGAGCCCACACAAAACUAGGCCCCAGCAUGUGYUAAUGUCAGACGUGGGCAUCCCUUCUCCUUUUUCUGUAACACAAAUAAAAUAGUAGUAGAUUAUAAUAUAUAGUUCAACGGCCAGACUGUUUGAAAUUUUAUGUAUUGUACAUAAGAGGAUAAUUGUAGAUUAACUAAUGCCACUGCCCUCAGCCUUGUUUCAAGUUUCAUAAAGAUUAUUGCAGUAUGAAGAUAAAAUGCCAAACUCCAAGGUCUGGCACCUGUCAGAACAAAUGAAGCUGAAAGGGUCAUUUUUUUCACACUUUCAUUGUAAUAUAUUUGAAGACAUUCACAAGYUGAAAAAUGGUUACUUCUCCUUUUGUGACAUCUGACAUUUGUCUUGCGAUUGGCAGUGUGUUACUGGAAAAUAGCUUACAGUUCCUCUCAUCUCGUGAUUGAUGUCCUGUAAAGACAGAGUUACAGAGGAGGUGGAUUUGAAAUGCUAUGACUGCGAAUGCCUUUCCUUGCACCUUUGAAGUAGUACGAUGUGUGGCCUAAAAUGUCCCAGUUUUGCUAUUGUAUAACUUAGCCUGAUAUCAGUGGAAUAAAUUAACUAUUGUAUAUUGAACACUGAUAAGAUCUCUCUCUCUAUGGGAGACCUUUAUACUCUCUGGAUCUAAUAGAGGUUUUUAUAGCUCAUGCAUCCACAGGCUGAUGCUGAACGCCCUAUUCAUCUCCCACUUCAAAUAUGAAGGGUCCCUYGUAGAAUAGUCAAAAUAUUCAAUUAUCUGCCUCUAGUAAUCCAGUGUUCAUGUAUUUAUAUAAUUGGAAAAUUGAAUGCCAUAUUAUUCUCGGAGGGGGGGGAUGGAAUAAACCAGGAAUGUACUUUAGAGAUUUAAUGGCAGUCACAUUUCUCUUYCCUCCUGUCUAAUUCAAUUUCCUCUGAGUAUUAUUUAGCAUCCUAUUUCAUAGAGYCUUUAAGUUACCACUCUGUGCCCGUGCAAAUGACCAGAGACACUUUAUCCMGGAUAUGAAUGCUAAUGCACUGAUAAUCUGCUAAUCCUGAGGUACCUCUCUAGCUAAAGAAACAAUACAGGAAAGGUAGCAGGCGCUGGGUUUUUAAUAGCACUUUUGUAUAUAUUCUCUUCAGAGAAUACCACAGCACAGCACUCMUAAUUCUAUUUAUGGCACAUGUGAUAUGAAUAUUAUAUACCAGUGAAAUCUUUCUUGUCAUCAGACACUGGGUCUGGUAUUCCUCUCUGGGUAGAAAUCAAAAUAAAACAACA